This is a messenger RNA of Erigeron canadensis, 2346 nucleotides long. RefSeq lists its product as uncharacterized. Lineage: Eukaryota; Viridiplantae; Streptophyta; Magnoliopsida; Asterales; Asteraceae. The record is from RefSeq and is a predicted model, not a curated record. The transcript has 7 exons. The coding region runs from base 311 to 2083 and encodes 590 amino acids.
CCUUUUUCAUUCAGGUAUAACACACACACACACACACACAAACACACACUCUUUUUUCUCCAAUUAUAUAUCUAAUCUUAUAUUAUUAUAAUUAAAAAAGAAAAGCUUUAAUCUUUCUAGUUGUUAGUGUCAAUAAAUCAAUUUGUGUGCCCGUUAUAAUCUCAGUGUUUGAGUUGUAGAGCCAUAAGGUGUUUUAUGUAUCGAGAGAACGUGUGUUGUAUGUUUGGAGAAAACUUAUAUGCUGUCAUGGCAUGUAAUUAACCGGGAAAAACGUUAUAGUGGCAAGUGACCCAUUGGAACAGUUAUCUUCAUGUCCAAUAAAUUGUAUUCUUCCGCAACAAUCAUGGCAUGGAAUUGGGUUAUCCAAUAUGUUGCAAAAUUCAAGGAAGUAGAUUCAUCUGUUUUAGCUGGUCUGGUGAAGAAGGCACCUGCAAUCCCGGAUGAUUUGGGAAAGGAUGCAAGGGAGAUCGUUUCUUUGAAAAUUUUGGAGAGCUUGUUUAUGUGUGGGAAGGAAGAUAUUGUUGUUCCUGAUAUUUCCCAAAAUGCUAAAAUCUCUUUUGAUCCAUCAGAGAGCUGUGAAGAUGUUUUAAACAAGAUACUAAAUGAGACAUCUGAAACAAUGACGGAGACAGAAAAGGAAAAAUGGGAUGUCCGUCCUUUCAUAUUGCAUAAAAGAGCUUCUUUGCCUGAAAGCCCUGUACUAAAGUUUAAGGAAGUACUUCUUGAAGGCGAUUACCCUCUUCUUGCAUCAUUGAAAAAAAAGAUCCAGUCAGAAGGGAUAGAUGAAAAUAGAAGUCCCGUGGUCAGUUUCAGUCCUAGUGCUCAAAAUACAGUAGCUAUGGACAACUUGGUAUCAAGACCUGGAAAAGGAAAUGGUAAACGAGAUGAAAGCAUAUUGCAACAGUCUGAUUGCACUGAAAAAGAUGCAAUGAGUAUAGACCCCCCUGCAGAAGGGUUAGAUGAAAACAUGCCAACAAAACACAUGGAUCCUUCCGUGUCAAAGGUUCUUGAAGAGAGUUGUGAUCAUACUAAUAUAGCUCAUGCUCAACAGCAGCCUCCUGUUGGCAAUGGUGUGCCUCAAGAAACAAUGGAUUCAAUGGAGAAUUUAGAGUUUGCUAGGGAAUUUAAGGACCCUGAAGAUGAUAUUCUACCAAAUGCUUCCAAUAGUCGGCCUUCUGGUGAAGGAAACUAUUCCAUGGAAACUGAUAGUGAACUUGAAGCUGCUACCGAUGGCGAGAGGUACGUUGAUGAGAGGAGUGACAUUACUGCCAAGAAGCAUGCUUUUGUGAGCUCUCAAUAUACACUCAGUCAAGAUUCCUUGGCUACACCUGAUGGCACUGAGAUAUGUUUAUGUAUGAAGUGUAACAGAAGUGGUCAGUUAUUGGUUUGUGGUUCUGAUGCUUGCCCAAUCAGAGUUCACGAGAGCUGUUUAGGUUCUGCAGCCGCAUUUGAUGAAAAUGGAAUCUUUUUUUGCCCAUUCUGUGCAUAUUCUCAUGCAAUUUCAAAGUAUCUGGAAGUUAAGAAAAGGGCUUCCUUGAAUAGGAAAGAUUUACAAGCUUUUUUAGGCUCAGUGGUCAAACAUAGACCAAAGACAUCCUCUAAAAAAGGAGCUUACUUGGAUACAAAUGAAUCGCGAGAAAUUGGGGCUGAGGGAAAAAAUCUUGAAGAAAAUAACAAUGAAGAUACACCAAAUAGAGGUAAAGAAGAUUGUGCACCAGCCGACUCACUUCAUCAGACAAUAUCCAGCCCUCGCAAAGGUAAACCAUCACAUAAUGAAAAAAGCACACCGAUGUCCUUGGUGGCUGGUCAGUCAAGAAGACGAAGUAAGAGUGAAUCGCCGCAGAAAUUUCCAACAAUUACCUUAGCACGAAGAAAUAAACUCCAAUGGUCGAAACCAGAGGAGGAUAUGCUCAAGAAAGGGGUGAAGAAGUUCUCAAUCGCCAAUAAUAAAGUAAUUCCAUGGAAGGAGAUCUUAGAUUUUGGACAUGACAUUUUUGACAGAAGUCGGACGACGAUAGACUUAAAGGAUAAAUGGAGAAACAUGUGCAAAGAAAAGGAGGCGUCAAAGAAACAAAAACUAUAGUGUAUGAAAUAUAAAAUAUCUAAUGAUCAUCCUUUAAUGUUUCUUAACAAAGCUUUUGUUAUAGGUCUGUAAAUAUGCUUCAGUUGUUUCAGAGGUAUCAUUUUAGAGCGAGUGUCUUAUUGAUUUGAUUCGAGGUGUGGUUUAUAGAAUCAUAGGGAUUUUUAGGCGUUUGGUGUUCGUAUUCUCGACCUUGCUAGUUUUAGUAUGCAUUUAAACAUAUGCCGUUCCCAGAAGAAAAAUAAAGUUAUUGCCGUUUUUGCUAA